Messenger RNA from Ectocarpus sp. CCAP 1310/34, 1409 nucleotides. NCBI's taxonomy places the organism in Eukaryota, Phaeophyceae, Ectocarpales, Ectocarpaceae. The record is from the annotation of a GenBank genome assembly.
AUGGACGAGGAGGGGGAUCGGUGGGUGCAUCUGCUCUAUCGGAAAUACGACGAUCCGUGGGCAGCGCGCCUGGGUGUAGGUGAAGAAGGCCAUAAACGGCACGACCACUUCGACCGUCUGCAGCUUGGACUCAACGUAGAUGCUUCCUUCAUCGAAGACGUCACAUUAGCAAAGGAGAAAGAUCUAGGAAUGGUGGCGCCGGUGCCGUCGGCGAGUGCCACGGCCGGGAAGAAAGCGCCAGGGUCCACAAAGGUGGGCGGAGAAGAGGAGGACGAUCACGAGUUCAGGAUGAGACCAAGCGGCAGCAACAGCAACAACAGCAGCAGCAGCAGCCGGCAAGCGGAGGGAAAGGCUGGAGCGGGAAAGAAAAGCAAGGCGAAGAUCGGGAGUAAGGUCGGGGUGAAGCGACCAACCGAGAGGCAGCCAGCGGAGAGCAAGGGGCACAAGGCGGGGGGUGCACCAGGGAAGCAGCGCAGUUGGUUGGUGCGCCGGGGAAGCGCAAGGCGGGGGGGUCACCAGGGGAGGGGAGAGGUGCCGAAAAGAAAGGCAAGGGGCUCCUUCGCUACCAUGUCGCAGAACGAGAAGGAGGUGGUGGCCGCCAUGAAGAAGAUCCCGGAGCUGGAAUACAGGCGGGCGUACUUGCUGAGCAUCAAGAGGAGGGCGCGGGGUCUGAAGGUGGGCGGAUCAAAGAGAAGACGAUGAUUUAUGGUGGUGCUAAAGUUGAGUCAAGUAAAUAGUGCGAAUCGAUGCUGUAGCAGUAUCUUAACGGAGUUUUUUUCGCUUGGGAUACCGAGUAGCGAGUGCCCUAUCCACACUGAAUAAAGGCGCGUCUAGGUAGGCACUUUGUUUCGGCUCGUGUGGUCGCUUGUCUCUAAUAAGAUGUAUCUUAAAAGCGUUGGUUAAUUAGCACCUGGUUGCUUGCAUGAUCAUGUUGCCGCCUCCGUGCCUGGCUGCUGUUGCUCAACACGGGCAUGGUUUUCAAUGUCGGCAGGGGGGCAACAAAUAUCGAGUUCACGAUUCGGAGUAUGUAAAUGCAUGUGCGUGACCUGCCUACCCUGCUGGCCCUGUAUGGUGUUACCCUUGAUCGCCGUGUCAAUUUCACGUGAAUCUCUCGCACCCUCGAUUCGUAGGUGUUGGUGACACCGUCGCCUCGUACGACUGUUUUUUUUAUUUUUCGGAUGAUUGAACACAACACGGCAGGGGAUAAAUUGACACACCUGCCGCUCUGUUUCAGCUGUUUGUCGAUGACGUGCUCAACCCAGCUCAAGGCCAUACGCGACAGGGAGAAGGAGGGGCUCAAGAAUGCGGCAGAAAAGUAAAAAAAUACCAGCAUCGGCCGCGGCAGGAAGUGGAGAAGGAGGAGCGACAAGAGAGAGAGGAGCUAGAGAAGCAGCAGCAGCAGGAGCAGG